CUGGAUCAGUUGUAUUCCUUCAAGGCAUUAAACCAUCAGUUUAAAUGUGAACUUAGGGUGGGAGAGAAUCUAUAUCAAUUUAACCCACUCUUCCUUCUCCGUGCUUUUUUUUCUUUUUUCUAUGACAGGGGUGUUAACCAAUGAAAGUCACAAUCCAGAAAGUCUAAACUUUCUGCAAGAGAAUGUAUCAACAGACGUAGUGACAACUGCAGCUGAAGGGACAGUGGAUCUCAGCACAAGCUUUGUGGAACCCACAAACACUCCAGGUACCACAUCUCAACUUCCAACUACUGACCAAGAAAAGAGUACAGAUGCUGAGAUGAUGGAAUAUCAUAAUGCUUUUUUGUAUUAUGAUUAUGAUUCCUUGCGCAAGUGGGGUUUAGUAGCAGCUGCCAUCCUUUUCAUCUUGGGCAUUCUCAUUCUCACCUGUGGAAAACAUGGGAAAUUUCCACGAUGCCGAGGGAAAAAGCGGGCAAGAGCAUAUGAUGUGUCCCUGGCUUGAAGCCUCUGAAGACUGCCCUGGGAAUGCUUUGGAUCAGCCAAGGGGUACCCCUUCCCUUGGGGAAGAAACAUUUGGGGUUCCCCCAAAACCGUCGCCCUGCCAUCUGACCUCUCCAUUUGUCCUUAUUGUGAUCCUGCAACAUCAGUUCAUUUUUCUUGCCCUCUCCUUAAAUUAUCUUUUUGUUACAUUGAACUAGUUCCCUGGCACAACCACAAGGCCUGCAAAUUCACAGUUCCUUUCUUUGCCUGCCGAAGGUCAGGAUUGUGUGGAUUAUGACCAUUGUUCUUGGUUGCCGGUGAAAC
This is a messenger RNA of Candoia aspera, 804 nucleotides long. It is a transcript of the gene FXYD5, whose product is annotated as FXYD domain containing ion transport regulator 5. The record is from RefSeq and is a predicted model, not a curated record. Gene Ontology annotation, biological process: regulation of sodium ion transmembrane transporter activity. Gene Ontology annotation, cellular component: membrane. The transcript has 7 exons. Gene Ontology annotation, molecular function: sodium channel regulator activity. The coding region runs from base 122 to 502 and encodes 126 amino acids. Lineage: Eukaryota; Metazoa; Chordata; Lepidosauria; Squamata; Candoiidae.